Penicillium lagena is the source of this 1152-nucleotide messenger RNA. RefSeq names its product ATP-dependent (S)-NAD(P)H-hydrate dehydratase. NCBI's taxonomy places the organism in Eukaryota, Fungi, Ascomycota, Eurotiomycetes, Eurotiales, Aspergillaceae. The transcript has 5 exons. Gene Ontology annotation, molecular function: ATP-dependent NAD(P)H-hydrate dehydratase activity. The record is from RefSeq and is a predicted model, not a curated record. Bases 1 to 1152 code for a protein of 383 amino acids. Gene Ontology annotation, biological process: metabolite repair.
AUGGAGUCCGUACACCAUGUGUCGACCUCGUCGAAGAUCCUCUUCGGCAAAGUCCGCAAGAUCGUACCGCCUAUGCUUGAGAAGUUCCACAAAGGACAACUCGGGCGUGUAGCCGUCAUUGGAGGCUGUGUUGACCCCGUAUUUCUCGGCGAUGGCAUCGGCGAAACUAGGAUGCGAUAUGGUAUUGCUGGCACUAUGUCUUUCUGCCAUGGUACGCUAACCACGAUAAUCCAGAGCCAUGUUCUCUGUGAACGCUCCGCGGCACCUGUCGUCAAGUCCUACUCCCCGAACCUAAUGGUACACCCAAUCCUGCCCAGCGUGGACACAGUCAAAGACCCGAAAUCAAUUGACGCGCCGUCACUUGCCAGCCCAAUUAUCAGCAUGCUCUCCCGGCUCCAUGCCCUGGUGAUCGGCCCAGGGCUCGGGCGCGACGAAGUGACACUCAAAGUUGUGGCAGAGGUGAUCAAAGAAGCACGAACGCAAUCCAUCCCGUUUGUGCUGGAUGCAGAUGGGCUUCUCAUUGUGACAGAGAACCCGGACCUGGUAAAAGGGUAUAAGCAGUGUAUCCUAACACCCAACGUGGUCGAAUUCGGGCGCUUAGCCAAAGCCCUCGGAAUCAAAGUUGCCAGUCAAGCGGAUAUCGCCAAGAGCGGACAGGAUGGCGAUAAAACCAGCAAAGAGUCCGAAGCGUGUGAGCAACUUUCCAAGGCUCUGGGCGGUGUCACCAUCAUCCAGAAGGGUUCUCACGAUGUCAUCUCGAACGGUUUCGCGAGUAUCAUCUCUGAUAUUCAAGGUGGCCUGAAACGCAGCGGCGGCCAGGGUGACACCCUGACCGGCUCGUUGGGGACGAUGCUUGCCUGGCGAGCGGCAUACCAUGCUCGAAUGUGGGACUCGAGUGAGAAGGACAAUGACAAGGAGGCCGAGAAUAAGGAUGACGUCCGCGCAGAACUCGAGGACGAGAAUAAGCGCAUGUCGCCCGCGACUACCCUGCUUCUGGCCGCGUGGGCUGGGAGCGCUAUUACCAGGGAGUGUUCGCGACGGGCCUUUGAAGCCAAGGGGCGCAGCAUGCAAGCAAGUGAUCUGACCGAUGAAGUGCAUGGGAGCUUUGUGCGGCUUAUUGGGGAGCCGGAGGCAUCUAAGACUCAUCUUUAG